Molecule: messenger RNA, 702 nt
Organism: Prorocentrum cordatum
Lineage: Eukaryota; Dinophyceae; Prorocentrales; Prorocentraceae
Source: the annotation of a GenBank genome assembly
AUGUUCUCCUUCUUCUGCAUGGGCUCCGCAUUCCCGCAGCUGCUCUACGGACUGGCCGAGGGGUUCUCCUGGAGGGCGGUCGUCGUGUCCACAUCCGGGCUCGCAGUGGUCUCUGGCAUCGCGGUGUAUUCUUUCGUUGGGAUCGGGCCAUUCCCCUUCCCCUCGAGCCAGUUCGACGUCCAAAAGCUGCUGGGCGUGUGCCGCAACCGCAACGUGAUGCUGAGCAUCGCGGCGUACUGUGGCCACCAGUGGGAGCUGUUCUGCGUGUGGGCUUGGUGCGCGCAGUUUCUGGAGAACAUCCACGAUCUUUCGCACACGAGUGCGCACGUGUGGGCGUUCGUGAUCAUUUCCAUGGGUGGCCCAGGCAGCUGGCUCGGAGGCCGUUUGGGCGACAGGUACGGGCGUGUGCGCACCGCGCUCGUGAUGGUGGCAGUCAGCGGGGCGUGCACGCUCGUGCUGGGGCUGCUUGACGAUCUCUGGCCCUUUCCGGUCUGGAUCGCCAUCUGCGUGGUUUGGGGGCUGACGUCGCUGGCGGACUCCCCCAACUACUCGGCGCUGGUCACCAUCAGCGCGGAUCAGCAGAGCGUGGGAACGGCGGUCACGUUCCAGCUCUUCUGCGGGUACUUUAUCACCAUCCGGCCGUCCUGUCCCUCUGGCUGGUCCCCACGCUGUCCAGCGCCUGGUCCUGGCGCUGGUCGCUGA